This is a messenger RNA of Penicillium salamii, 792 nucleotides long. NCBI's taxonomy places the organism in Eukaryota, Fungi, Ascomycota, Eurotiomycetes, Eurotiales, Aspergillaceae. The record is from the annotation of a GenBank genome assembly.
AUGCCCCACAGCUCGCGUACAAAGCGACCAACUAUUGCCAAACGCACCUCCGUGACCGACACCGACGGCUGGACCCAUGUCACAAAUGGCGGCAACGUGCGGCGCGUAAUGCGUCGCCAGAAAAGCGAACCCCAGCCUUUCCAUGAGCCUGUCCUUGCCCCUGCCGAAGCUCCCGGUCGACUCACACUAUCCGAUCUCCAGGCGCAGUUUCAGACCCACCACGCAAGAUGGGAGAGCUCAGAGAGCUGGAACAAAGUUAGUGGGGCUUUGCAGAAGAGAUUGAAGCAAAGAUCACAGACUGGCCCUGUCGAUGCCAUUGUCUGCAUUGGACUUGGGAGCCCAAGCGGAUUCCUGCGUGAUGGAUGGGUUGAUCGUCGGGCUGUCUCGCUUUAUCAGCUUGCGGCUCUGGUUAGCAUCAAGGAUCAAGUAGAGUCCUACUCGACCACACCGUUCAAAAUAUACGCCCAAGACCCUGUCUUUAAUACUUUGGACGAGUCCCUCCUGAACGAUCUGAACAUUACGGUUCUCAACCACCCAGAGGGAUUCUCGCAUAUCACGGAGAACUCGAUGCUCUUCUGCCCCGGCGCGGAACGCCAGCACCUCGAGUUACUACUUCCAUCUAAACCAUGGCUACUUUUUGGAGGGCCACUUGAGCAUGCAAAUGCCGGUGGUGCGUUGCAGAGCUAUGUGGAAAACACCGAGUCAUAUAUUGUGCCGACUUUUGAGGCCCUCGAGCACGCAUUUUGGAACAUGAGGCUAUAUUGGAUUGGAGAGAAGGACGUUGACGAAUAA